This is a messenger RNA of Hyphopichia burtonii NRRL Y-1933, 3451 nucleotides long. RefSeq lists its product as uncharacterized. Bases 290 to 3340 code for a protein of 1016 amino acids. Gene Ontology annotation, cellular component: membrane. NCBI's taxonomy places the organism in Eukaryota, Fungi, Ascomycota, Pichiomycetes, Serinales, Debaryomycetaceae. The transcript has a single exon. The record is from RefSeq and is a predicted model, not a curated record.
AAAAAAUAAAAAGUCCAUAGUUAAGGGACGCAGGGAAGAAAAAACCUUAAAAAUUGGCCAAAAAAAAAACUAAAACAGGCAGAAGUCGCCCUACUGAAAUAUUAUCAUUCAUAAAGCAUCAUAUCCGCCAGUUGAUUACGGUGAAAAGUGGAUUCAAUUGUUGUUGUGGCGUGUGUCCUGAUCGGUGUUCAUAUUACGACUAGCUCUAUCAAUUGCCUGUGAGAAGUUGGAGUCUGUUGACUAGAAAAAAUAAGUUUAGGUAUUACCCACAGUUUUUUCAGAAGCAAUCAUGAGUUCUUCCUUUUCGGAUAUUCCAAGUAUACAAAUACCUAGGAAAGGGUCCAGAAGUGGUGCUGACGAGCCGGGAGACUCCGGACAAGACCAAUUGAGAAAAGGCUCGUUGAAUCCAGGUUUUAUUCAAUCGUUUUCCAAUACUAAUAACUUUGAUUUUGGUGGAAGAAGUUACGUGGGGAUGACUCAACGUUCGGUGAGUAUCUCCAACCUAAACCCACCGGUGGUGUAUUCGGGUCCUGACGUUCAUGAGCAGACUGCCAAUUUGGCCAAUAUCGGGGUCACCGAUGAUGAUCAUAUUGGCGAUGAUGACGCGGACGAAUUGGUGGAUAUUCACUCGGGGUUCGACUACGAUUAUGCGUCGUCGUUUCCUUCUCCUGCUAAUCCAUCGGAAGCCGACGCUUCUAAUCAAAUUGAUAUCGAAACUCCUUUACUUACUUCUAGUUCUCCCCAAAAAUCCUAUGUAGACGAACAGUUACCUGAUUUGGAAUCAGGGGUCUCCCGGGAUGCUUCCAACUCGUCGAGAUUGGUUCAGCUUGUAUUGACUCCUUUCAACUAUCUCCCAGCGGUUUUCUUGGGGACAUUGCUCAAUAUUUUGGAUGGGUUAUCCUACGGGAUGAUUAUGUUUCCUAUAAGUGAAGGGAUCUUUGCAUCUUUGGGACCUGCAGGUCUCUCAAUGUUCUACAUGUCUUGUAUUAUAUCUCAGUUGGUUUAUUCUUUUGGUGGAUCUGCUUUUAAACUGGGGAUUGGAUCGGAAAUGAUUGAAGUUACUCCAUUUUUCCACUCAAUGGCCUUAUCAAUCAUGAAUGAUAUGCAAGGUGCUUCCUCCGAUGCUAUCAUUGCCACUACCAUUGUUAGUUAUGCAUUCUCUUCAAUUGUCACUGGUUUGGUAUUUUUCAUUUUGGGUAAAUGCAAAUUAGGAAGUCUCGUUGGAUUCUUUCCUCGUCAUAUUUUGGUGGGUUGUAUUGGUGGAGUUGGUUACUUUUUAAUUGUAACUGGGAUUGAAGUAAGUUCUCGUUUGGAAGGUGGAUUGUUUUAUAAUUGGCCAACUUUAUCUUAUUUAAUCAAGAUUGAUGUUUUCUUACAAUGGUUCACCCCUUUAUUAUUGGCCAUCCUUCUCGUUUUCUUACAACAUAAAAUUCAUAACUCUUUAUUGGUUCCUCUUUAUUUCAUUGCCGUUUUCGUUAUAUUCCACGCAAUCAUUGCCUUGAUUCCUAAUUUAUCAUUGGAUUCAGCUAGAAAGUCGGGUUGGUUAUUCCCAGCAGUUGAAGAUAAUCAACCUUGGUAUGCUUUUUAUAAAUUAUAUAAAUUUCAAUUAGUUGAUUGGUGGGCAGUCCUCAGUAGAUUUCCUACCAUGUUGGCAUUAACAUUUUUCGGAAUCUUACAUGUGCCAAUUAAUGUUCCUGCUUUAGCAGUCUCGGUUGGAAUGGAUCAAUUUGACGUGGAUCGUGAAUUAGUUGCUCAUGGUUACUCAAAUGCAUUAUCCGGGUUGGUUGGAUCUAUUCAAAAUUAUUUGGUUUAUACCAAUUCAGUAUUAUUUAUUCGUGCUGGUGCUGAUGAUAGGUUGGCUGGUAUCCUUUUGGCUGUAGGGACGGGUGCUAUUAUGAUGGCUGGGCCGGUUGUGAUAGGUUAUAUUCCAAUCUGUGUCGUUGGUGCCUUGAUUUUCUUAUUAGGUUAUGAAUUAUUAAAAGAAUCAGUUUAUGACACUUGGGGAAAAUUACGUAAGAUUGAGUAUAGUACAAUCAUCAUUAUUGUUGUGGUUAUGGGAGUCUGGGAUUUUGUUUAUGGAAUCUUGGUAGGUAUCUUGUUGGCAUGUCUUUCAUUUGUCGUUGAAGCAGCCCGUAGAUCCGUAGUAAGAGGAAUUUACACUGGGACUGUUGCUAGAUCAACUGUUUUAAGACAUCCAAAACAACAAGAAUUUUUAAAAGAUGUUGGAGACCAAAUCGUUGUUAUAAAAUUACAAGGAACGGUGUUUUUCGGAUCUAUUGGAGGCGUUGAAACUGCGAUUAGAAAAAGAUUUGAUGACGAUAAAUUCAAAAAGGAUCCAAUUAAAUUUUUAAUCAUUGAUAUGAAGGGAGUUUCAUCGAUUGAUUUUUCUGCAGCUGAAGGUUUUAGAAGAAUUUUGAAUUUGACUAAUGAAUUUGGAACUCAGUUAGUGAUAUCGUCUGUGGUUGAUGAUGAUGAUAUCGUGAUUGCUUUAAGAGAUGCAGGUUUAUGGGAUACUAAUAAUGAAUUGGAUAUUCAGUUAUUCAAUACUUUAAAUUAUGCAUUGGAGUGGUGUGAAAAUUGUUUCUUGAAAACUUAUAAACGAGUUAAAAGAGGCGAACGUAGAAUCAAUAUCAACACCAAUAAUAGACAAAUGUCACCAUCUUUAGGUCAACCACUGUUUUAUGAUAAUAGUCCCGUUCCAAUUGGCAAUACUCCUGGUAGUUCAGGAUCUAAUCGAUACUCAAUAAGUCAAGCAUUAGAUGGAACUUUUGGUACUCCUCGUACUACAAAACUUUAUCAAGCAGCCACGAAGACUGCUAAAGACGAACAAUCGAUUCAAAACAAGUAUUAUAGAUCUACUGACUCGGCUUUCAAAAAACAACCUCUACCAUUAUUAAUGAUUACUUUCAACGGACUUUCGGAUAAAGACGAAGAGUUCUGGUCAAAAUUGACCCCGUUCUUAAUCAAAGAAACCAUUCCAACCGGUAUCACUUUCUACGAUACAUCAUAUAAUGCACCAUCCUUUUUCAUCAUUGAAUCUGGUUUAAUCAGAUCAAUAGUUCGAUUUGAAAGUGACGAACGAGAAUUACAUUCCAGCAUACUACCAAAUACCGCAUUCGGAGACCUAAAUGAAAAAUCGAAAUUGGGCCAAAACUUCAGAGACAUGACCUACACUACCGUCACCGACACCGUGGCCUGGAGGUUAUCUGAAAGCAAAGUCACCGAAUUAUUGACCUCUUCCGAUGGAAUAAUCAUUUACAACGAAUUGCUCCAAGUCCAAGCCAGACUCAUCAAAGAAAGAUUCGAUACAAUGACUGCAAACUUGGUUCUUUCUGCAUGAUACUAUUUAUUCAAUUCUUCUUUCCCUUCAACUCUUUAUACAUCAUCUUCAUUAAACAUUUUAUAGUUCUUUUCAUUCAACUCUUUUUAAUAGAUAAAAAUCAGUUUUUGC